GCCGAUCAUUCGCGUCAUCGCGCGUCGUCCAUAAUCAUUUGUCGAGGGGACGCACGGGACACGGGCACGCCAGCGCGAGUAAUUCGACGAUGACAAUGACGGCGAGCUCGAAGCAAGGCUCCAAGCGGUCCAAGUGGGCCCUGGACUUCGCGCACAGAACGAAGCAGGACAAGAGCGCGGAGAUACCGUCUCCACCCGGGUACACACCUACCGGCUCCCUCUUUCACAAUGUGGAGUACAUGAGGGAGACCGACUCGAAUCACCUGAUAAUAAAAAAGUCGUGGGACCUGGCGCUGGGGCCCCUCAAGCAGGUGCCUAUGAACCUGUUCAUCCUGUACAUGGCCGGCAGCUCCGUCUCGAUAUUCCCCAUCAUGAUGGUCGGUAUGCUCAUCAUCAAGCCGGUCAAGGCGCUCUUCACGCUCCAGCAAACGUUCAAAGUGAUCGAAGGUACACACGCGUGUGGACAAAAGUUCGUGUACUUCCUAGGACAGUUAGUGAAUAUCGCGUUAGCUCUGUACAAGUGUCAGUCGAUGGGCCUGCUGCCGACGCACGCGUCCGACUGGCUGGCGUUCGUCGAGCCCCAGACGCGGGUGGAGUACUCCGGCGGGGGCUUCAUGUACGUUUGAUGAUGCCAGCGGCUCGGUCAGGCGGCAUCGUAAGUAUUCGGCACAUCGCGCGCGCCACAAAAUGAGUUAUAGCUUAAUUAUACCGCAAAGGACACGGUGCGUUGUCGUGCGUUUAAAUAUUGUUUAUUAAAAUAAACGUAUGGAAAAAUCAGA
Molecule: messenger RNA, 779 nt
Organism: Vollenhovia emeryi
Lineage: Eukaryota; Metazoa; Arthropoda; Insecta; Hymenoptera; Formicidae
Gene: EMC4
Product: ER membrane protein complex subunit 4
Exons: 3
Coding region: 90-626 (178 amino acids)
Biological process (GO): protein folding in endoplasmic reticulum
Cellular component (GO): EMC complex
Source: RefSeq, a predicted model, not a curated record